AUGCGCAUCUCUCAAGCCUCGCUGGGCGCGGCCCUCACCAUGGCCCUGGGCACCAGCCUGACGCAGGCUCAGUACCUGAUCAAUGAGCUCAGCCUGGGCUACACCGGAACCGCCUACACGGUCGGGCGCUUCGACGGCCUCGUCCUCGUCGUCGACACGUACGGCGGCUCGGGCGGCAUGAUCCGCGGCUUCCUCAACGACCGCACGACCGACUUCAGCGCCCAGGGCGACAUUGCCGGGCUCGCUUUUGGCCACUGCCAGUACGCCUACCGCAACCUCGGCCGCCCGAGCCAGAUCAAGAUGCGGCAGACGGCCGACAAGUUCUCCGUCGAGGUCGACGGCACCCCCUGCUUCGCCACCGACAAGGUCAAGGUGCCGCUGGGCUACCAGUUCGGCAUCACGGCCGCCAGCGCCGACAACCCCGACUCGUUCGAGGUGUUCAAGCUCGUCGUCAUGUCCGAGAGCCUCCACCCCGAGGCCAGCUACACCCAGCAGGGCCAGACCGGGUCCAACCAGGGCUCCGUCGGCAACGAGGCCGCCCAAAAGACCAAUCAGCAGCAGCAGCAGGAGCAGCAGCAGAAGAUGAGGGACAACUCGGGCGGCGGCGGCGGCGGCGGCGGCUGGUUCAGCAAGGACACGAGCAAGGACACGAGCAAGAACGCGCCUCUAGGCGGCGACGGCGGCAGCGGCAGCGACGAGGACCCGUUCGACAUCAAGGACCAGUCGGCGGAAAUGUUCUCGUCGUCGGCCGAGCAGUUUGCCGACCUGCACAACCGGCUGCAGAGCCUGACGCACCACAUCAGCAACGUCUUCCGCACCGUGUCCAAGCACGCGCGGUCGGGCGAGCAGUCGCGGGCCGAGGUGUCGCGGCUCAUCGACACGGUGCGUCUCGACGUGCUGCCGCGCCUCGACCACGUGCGCACGCUCGAGACCAAGUAUAGGGGCCAUGUACAUAUCGAAAGAGUCCAGACUUCACAAAGCACGCAAUGA
Verticillium alfalfae VaMs.102 is the source of this 990-nucleotide messenger RNA. RefSeq lists its product as hypothetical. Bases 1 to 990 code for a protein of 329 amino acids. NCBI's taxonomy places the organism in Eukaryota, Fungi, Ascomycota, Sordariomycetes, Glomerellales, Plectosphaerellaceae. Gene Ontology annotation, biological process: endoplasmic reticulum organization; Golgi organization; endoplasmic reticulum to Golgi vesicle-mediated transport. Gene Ontology annotation, molecular function: D-mannose binding. The transcript is spliced from 3 exons. Gene Ontology annotation, cellular component: endoplasmic reticulum-Golgi intermediate compartment; Golgi membrane; endoplasmic reticulum membrane. The record is from RefSeq and is a predicted model, not a curated record.